This is a messenger RNA of Aspergillus versicolor CBS 583.65, 1100 nucleotides long. RefSeq names its product putative endoglucanase. Lineage: Eukaryota; Fungi; Ascomycota; Eurotiomycetes; Eurotiales; Aspergillaceae. The transcript is spliced from 2 exons. The record is from RefSeq and is a predicted model, not a curated record. Bases 223 to 939 code for a protein of 238 amino acids.
CAUGAUCAGGGGUAUAAAGUCCUGCUCGAGGCUGGUUUCUCUGUCUUUUCUUCUUUCUUCCUACAUCUCUGUGCUCUUCGUUCCCCAAGUACCUCUGUCAUUAGUCAGGUCAUCAGACAAAGUUUAACAAACUUCUUCAAGUUACCUUGCCCUACUACCAACAACUACUUACUACUUCACCAAGUUAAUUCACCUUAAUCAAACAAGUACUACUACAUCAACAUGCGCUUCACAACUCAAGUCCUCACCGGAGCCACCACUCUGAGCAACACCAUGGGUGUCCUCGCCAGCCUAGCCACCACCACUCACUAUAGCGACGGCCUGCAAGGCGCCUGCGGCUGCGGCAACAACGCCGGAACCUUCGACUGGCAAUACGGCAUAACCUCCGGCGUGUACACCGCAGCAGCAAGCCAAUCCCUCUUCGACGGCGGCGGGAUGGAACACUGGUGCGGGUCUGGCUGCGGGAAAUGCUACCGCCUCACGUCCACGGGCGUAUCCAGCUGCGAGACCUGCGGCGACGGCGGCGAGGGUGGGAAGUCCAUUACAGUCAUGGUGACCAACCUGUGCCCGUUCGUGGGCAACGAGCAGUGGUGUCCACAGCCGGGCCAGCUGAACCCGCAUGGGUAUGCGAACCACUUCGAUAUCAUGGGCGGGGCGGGUGUGUUUGGGGAUAAUGUUGUUGUGGAGUUUGAGGAGGUUGCUUGUCCUGGGGAUGCGGGGGUCAAGUGGAAGACUUGUGAAUGUCACCCUGAUCUGAAGGGGAAGGAGCUUGUUGAUGGGGAUGGGCAUGAGGGCGGUGCUGGUGUUGUUGGGCCUGGCGAGGCGGCUAUUAUUUCGGUCAAGGGGGCGCCGGCACCGGUUGAGACUGUUGCUGGGAAUGUUCCUCGUGAUGGGUUUGCGACUGUUGCGAAGCCGGUUGAGACUGCCUCUGUUGUUUAGGGCUGACGGAUUGACUAUUCCUUCCUUCUUCUUUGUUUCUUGGGUGUACAAGGAUAUGAUCAACUCAUAUCCAUUCAUCUGGUCUCCUCCGGAUGUGGUCUGCCUAUGCUGAUUGUUUGAUUCAACACCAUGUGAAGUCGGGACUGAGUGUUUUAACCUGC